Protopolystoma xenopodis is the source of this 501-nucleotide messenger RNA. Lineage: Eukaryota; Metazoa; Platyhelminthes; Monogenea; Polystomatidea; Polystomatidae. The record is from the annotation of a GenBank genome assembly.
AUGUCUCUCCUUCUCGUGCCCAGAUGGUGUUUGAGCUGUAACGGCCAUUUGCAAUACGACCUCUACUCCGCAGUUGUGGUGACUCAUUUGCACUAUCAGUCAUUUUUUCGCCAACCUUCAUUCUGCUUUGCUCGUAUCGAUCCUCUUUCUUGUGCCCAGCUAGCCUUUGAGCCGAAACUAGUUUUCAAAUAUUGCCCUUGCUUCAAAGUUGUGGUGACUCAUUUGUACGGCCACUCCUUUAUAAUCUUACUCAUAUCGACGCUGCUCUUCGUGAUCAUACAGUUUUUGAGUGGGCCAUUACGUUUCAAAUCUUAUCUGUACUUGAAAGUGAUCCUCACACACGACACAGCAAGUGUGGGAUGUGACCCCCUCCUGACGGCUGUAUUUGGCUCGGAUUUUCGUCUUUUCCACACCUCACCUCCCUAUUUAAACGCAGCCGCCUUUCCGUCACAACGGAAGCAUUUCAUAUUUGGAGAAAAGCAGGCACUUGGCCCUGUCUAG